UAUGGAGCAGUCGUAAAAGGUAGAAGGCGGGGUGUAGAAGAAAAAAUUGUCAACAGGCGACCGAAACGCCAGGAAUAAGGAACUGCUCUUACCGACGGUCACGCUUUAAGUGACUUUUCCCCAUACGGUACUUUUAAGCAGCGUUGGUGGAGUUUCUGAUAGCUGGGAAGCUGUUGUAAACUCAUAGCUAAUACCAACCACUAACAGCUGCAAUGGAAUGGGGUAGUCGCUAUGAGACGCUGGACUUGGACUGUGACGAAGGAACGAAGAUGGAGAAACCUGGUGUUUUCACUGGAAUGUUCAAAAGAUCCUCCAAAAUCUCUGAGAGUCCAGGGCUUGUACAGGAACAAAAUGGAAAUCUCUCCAAAAGCAGUGAUGAAAUCUCUGAAACUAGCAGCAUAAAGGAGAAGGCAGGGGUGUUUGGAAUGUUUAAGAAAAGCUCAAAAUCUUCACAGGAUAAUUUGUCAGACAAGCUCUCAGAUAGCAGUGACAGUCUGAAUGACAAUAACAACACCAAGGAGAAAGGUGGUGUGUUCAGUGGUAUUCUAAAGAAGACAUCAAAACCAGCUGACGAGGCCCAAAUGAGUUUUGGAGACAACCGCGAGAAGUCUGCAAGUCAUGACAGUCUGUCAGAAAAGACCAGCUCUAAGGAGAAAGGAGGCGUGUUCAGUGGAAUGUUCCGAAAGACUGCAAAGCCUCCUGGAGGUUCCGACCAGUCUACCCUGGUGGCUGACGAAGACAUGCCUGCCAGCAAUGACGGUCUCUCAGAGGGUAGCACAAACAAAGAGAAAUCUGGCCUCUUGAGCGGGAUGUUCAAAAAAACAAGUUAUAAACGCGCAGCAUCUCAGGAAAAUCUCUGUGACCAAAGCAGCAUGUCUGGUAGUAAGGACAGUCUCUCGGAAAACAGCCACUCUAAGGGGGCGAUGGGAAAGAUUUUGCGGAAUCCAUUUUCCUCCACAGCUCAGGACAAGGAUAAAGAGAAGAAGGAGAAACAAGAAAACGCAUCAGAUUCAGAUGCAGAGGAGACGUCACAACAUGGCAAGCACAAACAGAAUGCAUUUGCAGGAGCCAUGUCUAAGCUGAAUCCAUUUCGGCCUGCUUCCAAAGGUGAAAAAGAGUCUGAAAAGGAUGAUGAGAAGGAUGACCCGUCUUCUGAUGGGGAAAACCACUCCCAUCGCAAACAGAUGAGUUUUGGAGACAACCGCGAGAAGUCUGCAAGUCAUGACAGUCUGUCAGAAAAGACCAGCUCUAAGGAGAAAGGAGGCGUGUUCAGUGGAAUGUUCCGAAAGACUGCAAAGCCUCCUGGGGAUUCCGACCAGUCUACCCUGGUUGCUGACGAAGACAUGCCUGCCAGCAAUGAUGGUCUCUCAGACCACUCCCAUCGCAAACAGAAUGUUGUGGUCGGAGCCCUAACGAAAUUGAACCCAUUUCGUUCUGCUGGCAAAAAACACUCUGGCAUGGAUUCUGAAGAUGAGCUUGAACAGGACAUCAAGGAGACUGAUGCCAGCUCAGAGGGGAAAGAUAAAGCUGCCCGCACGCCGUUAGUUCCUCCCCGCCCCACUGAGAAGGAGCUGAGCAAGACGACCACGUACAACCAGCUGCGGAGAUCCGCCACAGAGGACAGUGAGGCUAAUGGUAAUAUGACUCAGAGAGAGAACAAGAGCUUGGCUAAACCUCCCCCGGUUCCACCCAAACCUAAGGAGAGGAUUGGUGUUGCUGACCGCGAUGAGUCAGCCCGACGCGGCUCAAAGGAGGAAGAGAAAGGCGUGGAGGAAACGAGCGUUCAGUCUGCCACACAGAAGGCAAAAAAGCCCAAUCCAUUCACAGCACAGGUGGGAGACAAGCCAAAACCCCUAGCACAGAAGAAUGAGCAGGAGGAAGUGUCUGGUGAUGAUUACCUAGAGGGAGAAAGUGACGAUGGCCUGGAGGAUAGGAAGGAGGUCACGACAGACGAUAAGAACCCAGACCAAGAAGCACCAGCCACAAAACCAAAGAAGAAGAAGAAGGGCAAGAAGAAGGCCAAAAACCCAUUCCUGGCUCAUGUUGCUACAAAGGGUAAAACGCUACAAAAGAAGACAGCAGAGGAGGAGGAGGAUGGAGGCCCUGGGGGCGGCUUAGCUGAGAAGUCCCUGUUUGAGCAGCUGGAUGAGCUUCGCGUUGAUAAACCGGAGACUGAGGAGCAGAAUGAGGACAAGGAUCUGGACUGCUUGAUUGAGUGGUGGAACAACGUGGAACAAUGGGAAGAUGCACCCGAGAUUGAAGACAUGACGGAGAAGGAAGAGGCCAAAGCCUUUGCCGUCACUGCGGAGAAAGUGCAGAAGGGCAUCCGUGUAUUCAACAAGCUGUUCACAGAGCGUGCCGAAGGCCUGUGGCAGCACGUCAUUGAUCUGAACGGCAUUGCUGAUGGCCUGGACAAGUUCAACAAGAGGACCAAAAUCGCCCAGAUCACCGGGGGCUCAACCAGUGCUAUCGGGGGCGUUGCCACCAUCGCCGGGUUGGCCCUGGCGCCCGUCACCAUGGGAACAUCUCUCAUCGUGACUGCAGUGGGCCUGGGCGUCGCCACGGCGGGCGGUCUCACCUCAGCCUCGGCCGGCAUCUCCAACCAGGUGAACAACUCGCUGGACCGCAAGAAGGUGGAGCGCAUUGUGGAGGACUACAAGGAGAAAAUGGGCGACCUGAACAAGUGCAUGAAGUUCAUCAAGCAGGGCAUCGAGCACCUGCGCAAGUUCGACCUGAUGAAGAUGAAGGACCAGCAGUCCUACAACCAGGAGUUCCCCACGCUGUCCAGCUCCUUCUUUGAGGACGGCGCCAUGGUGGGCAAGGCCCUCCUCAUCAACGCCAAUGAGAUCAUGCGCGUGGUCCAGAUCGCCAACGUGGCCGGACGCGCCGUGCAGAUCGCCAGCAUGGCCACGGGCAUCCUGACGGGCCUCUUCGUGGGCAUGGACAUCUACUUUGUGGCCAAGGACUCCAAGGAGCUGAAGAAGGGCGCCAAGUCCGAGUUCGCCGGCAAGAUCCGGGAGAUUGCGGAGCAGCUGCACGGCGGGCUGGUGGAGCUCAACACCAUCCGGGAGGAGCUGCAGGCUGCAACGGGUGGCGGGGGAGGCGGCGGGACGGAGGCCGGCAGCAGGGUGCCAGAGACCAUCGAGGAAGAGGAGGUGGACGAGAUCGAGGAGAUCAAGCGCAAGAUCAAGAGUGUCCCUCUCGAGAGGAGGGAGGAGUACGAUGACAUUGACGAAAUCAAGCGCAAGCUGAAGGGCAAAUCUGCACAGCCACCAAAAGGUGGUGGUGGUGGUGAUGGCGGUGACGAUGGUGAUGACAUUGAUAAAAUCAAGGCCAAGAACAAGCACUGAGCCUCAUACACCUCAGUCCACAUAAGAAAAGACUACUGAACAUUGCCAUUACUAAUACACUGCCUCGAACUGUGCAAAACAUGCUACAGGCCAAACCACUCUGCCACUGAUGAUAUCUCUUAGGCCAAACCACUGUCCCACUGACUCCUUCUGUAGCCUCCUUAUUUCCUGGGUUGUUGACCAUGCUAUUUAUUUGCCUCUCGCUGCGUUAGUCAGCAACUGUGUGCCUCACCCUCUAAGCCCCUUUUCCUGUUCUACCACUUUGCUUCUUUGUGUAACUUAAGACUCUCUUACUCGCAGACCUGCAACGACUACAUGUACAAACGCUCUCUUUACCUCUCCUCGUAGGAAGAAUUAUGCACUUUGAUUGGUACUAACUUGGCCACAAUAAGCUAGCUGGUAUUAAGGGAGUAUACAUUUGCUGUGUUUCUCCUGUAUCCAAAAGAUCUGGAAGAAGAGAGUAUAUGCACAUAAACACAUGUAAAAUGUGGCCAAAAGGGUUUAAAUACUUUCUAGUGGUGAUGUAGCCAAAUUAUGUUACUUUAUAGUGUCUGUAAGACAUGUUUUUAUAGUUGUCACAUUUUAUAGUUGUUUCUUUGUCAUAAGAUAACCAAACGACUGUACUGUUGUUGGCAGAGGAUAUUCAGGGAUGAAAGUUUUCAGCCAUGCUUUAAUUGCAGAAGGUGUUUUAGGUGUCUAUUUUAGCUGUAGAUUUUAUACUGUACAUUUUCACCACUACCUCUGCUUUCAUUUUAGAAGAGCUGCUUUCAUUUUAUUCAGUGUUGAAUAACAUAAGUGGCUUCUGUUACGAUUUUACUAAGCCUCUGUUGUAGGCAUUGCAAGGUCUCUGACCUUGCUUUUUAGAUCAUUAGAAUUAACAAAUUAACUUGGUUUCUUUGAAAAUAAUGUUUUAGCCAAUCUUAUGGGGGUUUGUAUUGUUUUGGAACUCUUAAUGUUCCUGUAACAUUGUUUUUAUUUAAGCAUAUGUGGAUUUUUUUUAAUUCUCAAUAUUAAAUUAAAAUAAAAGAAUAUAUAAUCA
Messenger RNA from Engraulis encrasicolus (European anchovy), 4389 nucleotides. It is a transcript of the gene apol1, whose product is annotated as apolipoprotein L, 1. Bases 213 to 3350 code for a protein of 1045 amino acids. The transcript has 35 exons. Gene Ontology annotation, cellular component: membrane; extracellular region. The record is from RefSeq and is a predicted model, not a curated record. NCBI's taxonomy places the organism in Eukaryota, Metazoa, Chordata, Actinopteri, Clupeiformes, Engraulidae. Gene Ontology annotation, biological process: lipoprotein metabolic process; lipid transport. Gene Ontology annotation, molecular function: lipid binding.